Messenger RNA from Osmerus eperlanus (European smelt), 3444 nucleotides. RefSeq names its product transmembrane protein 214 (gene tmem214). Gene Ontology annotation, cellular component: Golgi apparatus; endoplasmic reticulum. The coding region runs from base 132 to 2177 and encodes 681 amino acids. Lineage: Eukaryota; Metazoa; Chordata; Actinopteri; Osmeriformes; Osmeridae. The record is from RefSeq and is a predicted model, not a curated record. The transcript has 18 exons.
AUGAAAUCCUCUCACUGUCAAACCGGACGCCCAUUAUUUAGCACGCACGGCGGGGUGGAGGCUAGCAACCAGGAACCAGCAGAUACAUUAAUCUUAACCAAGAUAUCCAACAUUUAAGCAAGACGCUUGAAAUGGCUUCUAAUAAUGGUUCGGUUGGAAAGUGGGAAGUAGUUAAGAAAGGGAAGAAACCAAACAGCUCAGGAGGAAAAAACCCGGUGGCUGACAAGAAAUCCGGUGGGGGAAGGAAAGCGUUGACGGAAUCGAACCUCCACACGCUUCCUCCCCUGAAGAUGUCAACAAACGUAUUUGACGGUUUUGAGAAGAUGAACAAGAAGCAGAACAAGGAACAGGUGCCGCCACCGGCUGAGCCCCAACACAAGAAGCCUGCGUCAAGCAAGCCCAAGGCGUCAACCCCGGCCCCCACAUCCACUCAGCAUAAAACAGUAGAAGAUGCCUUCAAAGCCUUUGAUGUUGGGGACUUGAAGCACCAGCUGGAGCGCAGUCAGACUCUGUUCCCGGAGAAUCCCUCCGUGUGGGUUAAAGAUCUGGCUGGUUAUCUCAACCACAAACUGACCGCUCCAGACUCAGAGCCCACACUCAGUAGCUAUGCUCACGAUUACCCAUACUGCCUUGCUGGGAAAGAGUUAAAAAAUGUGAUUAAGGGCCUUAUUGGUCGAUGUAGGGACACCCUGCCAGACUUCUUUGACCAUUGUGUUUAUACUAUGCUCAGAGAGCUGGACAAACAUACAGGGGAGUCUCUUCACGGCUACAGAGUUUGUAUUCAGGCCAUCCUACAGGACAAGCCAAGGAUAGCUACACAAAACCUUGUCGAAUAUCUGGAGUUGCUGCGGUCAGUUCAGAACCGUCCAGUGAAGUGUCUGACCAUCAUGUGGGCCCUGGGCCAGGCUGGAUUCCAUGACCUCAGUCAUGGGCUGCGAGUGUGGCUGGGAAUCAUGCUGCCCGUGCUGGGGGUGAAGGCCCUGUCAUCGUACGCCAUAGCCUACCUGGAGAGACUCCUCCUGCUUCAUACGAACCUGACAAAAGGUUUCGGCAUCAUGGGUCCCAAAGAGUUCUUUCCUCUGCUGGACUUUGCCUACAUGCCCAAGAACGCCCUGUCGCCAAGCCUCCAGGAGCAGCUCAGGCGUCUGUACCCUCGGCUGAAGGUCCUGGCGUUCGGAGUCAAGCCUGAGAGCACGCUACACACCUACCUGCCCUCCUUCCUCUCCAGAGCCACGCCUCACUGCCCCAACGACAUGAAGAGAGAGUUGCUGAGCAGCAUGACUGAGUGUUUGUGUGUAGAUGUUCAGAGCCUGGGUGUCUGGCGGCAGCUGUACACUAAACACCUCCCACAGUCCAGCCUCCUGUUGAAGCAUUUACUGAAGUCAUGGAAUGCCCUGCCACAGAAGUUGCGCAAGAAUCUAGAAGAAACCGUCCAGUCAUUCAGAGUGACCAACGAGGAGAUGAUAGAAGUGUCAGACUCCCAGGAGCUUACAGAGUGCAAUACCAUGUGCCAUAGCCUUCAGCUGAAGAUGCGUGGCCGAGGCUUCCCCUGGUCCAGGCUGCUGCUGGUCCUGCUGGUGUUUGCUGCUGGUUUUAUUGCUCAUGAUGUCAGAGUAAAUGGCACAUUCUCAGACUCCACCACGGCCAGGUAUAUGCACAGUUCAGGGGUGAUGGCUGUGUCUCUGCAGGCCUGGAACAAGGUGACCCUGUACACCCAGCAAGGCCUCAGCUCUCUGGAGACCAACACCCCUUACUAUUACUCUGAGUGUGUGCGUGUUCUUGGACCAGUGCUGGAGCAGGGAUGGGACAAGACGAAGGCUGCCGCGGUCCUCCUCAGUGACAACACCCUCCAGCUCAUCACCUGGAUCAGGGAAAACACACCCCUGCUCAUAGAAUGGCUCAGCGCCAACACCCCAGACAGCGUGUUCCAGGUGCUGGAGUACCUGAAGCAGCUCCUGCUGUUUCUCCAUCAGAACUACCUGCUGCCCGCCCUGGCAUACACAUCAAGCCUACUACAACAAGCCUGGACCAGCCUACAGGAUUCUUGCAAUGGAGAGGUGUCUGUAACCUGUCUUCAGGACCACGCGUUGUCCUUCACCAACUCCACCUGGCACCUGCUCCAGGACACGACGUCAGCCCUGAAGACCUGGGCUCAGCAGCUGCUGACCCGGGCAUGAGACAACACACACACACACACACAACUUACACUUAUUCCCACUCGCACCCACACACACACACUGAGACUAUCUUUGCUUGCGUUGGCCCUCUCGGCCCCCCCAUCAACCAUGUCCAGAGGUGCUGGAAGGAGGAAAGCAGACUCUACAAUGGACCCUUCUCAAAAUUGUUUUGUCUCCUGGUUUAUUUCUACUGAUCUGCAUGUUAUUUUCUAACUGUUGUUUUUCUACCUAAACUUUUCUCACUCUGGAUGCAAAGAAGCCCCUCAUGUUUCUAUCUGUUGAUUCCGCUACAACACAGUACAAUCUGAUUUUACAAACGCAAGACGGAUCUUUAUAAAUAUAUACUCUGAUUUAUAAGUGGUUUAUAUGCAUUUCUUUAUGAACAGUUCCCUUUGUGAAACGGUCCAGCUGGGAACAGAAUCAAAACCCAACCCACAAUCCUUUUUUGUGAUCGUACUUUGCCCACAUGAGUGUUGAAGGGCAGGGUUUUUAAGCUACAUCUCAGUGACCAUGGAGACUGGUCCAAUGUGUGUGUGUGUGGGCGUGCAUGUGUCUUGGUGUGUGUUUGCGCACCAAGCUUCCGCUGAACAGUAAGCGAGUGAAAAGCCUUUGUGUCAGGGAUCUGGGCUGUGUGAGAUGUGAAGGUGGGUCACAUCUGCUGGUCUGAUUGGCUCCCUCAGAUGAGAUUUGAAACGUAUAAAUCCACUCUGCAGCAUGUGUAGAGCAGAAGAGUUUUCUACCAGUCCAGCAGUUGGACUGGUAGAAAACCCCUUGAGGUUGAGGGAAUGAGGUCACAUAGUGCAGGCGCAGAGAUGGAGAUUGAGAUGGAAGUUACCUAAUUUAUCUCUCAUGCUCCCGUGAAGUUUUUAAUCUUUUCUUAUCUCAUUUCACUUGUUCUUUCCGUCUCGUAUCUUAUCUUUUUCUUAUCUUUGUGUAAAAUUGUUACCAUUCAACCCCUUGUCUUGUCCUCACCCUUCUCUUGUGAUUUGAAAGCUGAGCACUGUGGAUAACUACUGCUGCCUCCUUCAUGUAUUUAUACUUGAAAGCUGAUGACCUAUUGUGUGCGUGUGUGCAUUGUGCGCGUGUUGGGAGUUGUGGGGUGAUGAAUGCUCUCCGACCUACCUCCUGUAUGCUUUGAAAAAUUAGCGUCCCUUUCCUCUUUCUUGGCUCAUUAGGAGCCGUUAUGACCGUUGUGUCCUGAAACAAUGAUUAAUUUCUUACUUUGUAUAUGUAAAUGAUUUAUAAUAAAGAUUUCAGCACCAAUGAA